UCUGGUUGUGGGAGGCCACGUGGGAGGGGAGCCUGAGCACCUGAGUGUCCUGGUCCUUGCAGGAGGCGAGGGCGAUCGUGAAGCAACAGCUGUUGGCCCUCACGGGAUGCCAGUAUAGGAAGAAGCAGGGCAUGGUCCCAUUCCUUGGAUUGUUUCUACGUGACGUGCCCGUCGACCAACUCCCGGAAAAUAACGAUGGUGACGGGAUGAGAGAGAGACAGUUGAGCACCCAGUCACAGAAGGUCACUGUCAUCCUACAUGAGAUGACGAUAUACCAGCACGUGGCCAGGCUGUAUGACCUGGAGCCCGAGGAGCACAUCAUGUCAUUUCUCCAGGCCAUGGAGCCCCUGGAUGAGGAGGAGAGCUACAGCCUGUCUUGCCAGCUGGAGCCCCCAGGCCAGGGCGCUGGCAUAAAGGGACUGUUGCAGUUCUUCAGGUCCCACAAGAUUUAAACUUCCUGGCCAGGACCAGGUGAGUUUCUGGGCUGGGGCGAUCGGCAGGGGGUGGGCUGCUCCUCAGCCUCAGGGAAGCUUCGGGCCAUGCUGGGUGUGGGGGCGUCCUAAAGACCGGUGGGGCUGGGGUCCCAACUCCACGGCCGACCAGUCCUGUCAGACUGAAGGGUGGUUCCGCUCCCCCUCCGGGACCCAGCCUCCUCCUCUGUGAGUAGGUGAUGCUCAGGAGCCUGCCCGUGACAGGGACGCCCCCGGGUGCUGGUGAUUGACAGGACCCUCCGCACAGGGCCCAGAGCCCA
Molecule: messenger RNA, 751 nt
Organism: Manis pentadactyla (Chinese pangolin)
Lineage: Eukaryota; Metazoa; Chordata; Mammalia; Pholidota; Manidae
Product: ral-GDS-related protein-like
Exons: 5
Coding region: 132-452 (106 amino acids)
Biological process (GO): small GTPase-mediated signal transduction
Molecular function (GO): guanyl-nucleotide exchange factor activity
Source: RefSeq, a predicted model, not a curated record